GGCAAGAGAGGACCCAGGGGUCCCGGCAGUGGGAGCUGCGGGGCGAGUGCCGGGCCGGGCUGCGGAGGCCCAUGGUCCGAGGCUCCACCCUGACUCCUCCCAUUCUCCUGUCCAGGAGUUGAAGAUGUGCACCUAGAAAAGCCCAUCUGGGACAUACCGACUCUGGGACCCUUGGCACCUGCUUCUCCACCCACCCAUUGAGGUCCUCGCCACACCGACCCCACCCAUACUGCCGUGAGGUAGGAAAAAUGAGCCUCCUCAGCUGCAACUUCUGACAUCCCAGAGUCGCCCCAAAGUAGGGCCCCAGGGCUUGGAGAAGCAUGGGCACCAAGAAUGAAAGCCCAGAGCCAGACUACCAGAAACAGUUCCAGGCUGCAGUCAGCGUCAUUCAGAACCUUCCUAAGAAUGGUUCUUACCGCCCCUCCUACGAAGAGAUGCUGCGAUUCUAUAGCUACUACAAGCAAGCUACCAUGGGGCCCUGCCUGGUUCCAAGGCCUGGAUUCUGGGACCCCAUUGGACGAUAUAAGUGGGAUGCCUGGAACAGCCUGGGCAAGAUGAGCAGGGAGGAGGCCAUGUCCGCCUAUAUCACUGAGAUGAAAUUGGUGGCACAGAAGGUGAUCGACACUGUGCCUCUGGGCGAGGUGGCAGAGGAUAUGUUUGGUUACUUCGAGCCCCUGUACCAGGUGAUCCCUGACAUGCCGAGGCCCCCAGAAAGCUUCCUGAGAAGGGUCACAGGUUGGAAAGUGCAGGUGCUGAAUGGCAAUGAUGGGGCUGUCCCUGGACCUCCCUGCCUCCCCAAGCAACCAGCACCCCCAAGCCCAGAGUCCCAGCCACCCAGAGACCUGGACUUGGAGGUUUUCUGUGAUUCCCUGGAGCAGCUAGAACCUGAGCUGGUUUGGGCAGAACAGAGGGGAGCAGUUGGAGGACAGCCUGAUGCCAGAAACAGUCUCGAGCCCCCUGGAGAGAAAGAGGGGUUGGGGGUCACCCUGCUGGGACCCCAGGAGUUGGAUACAUGGCUGGUGGGGACAGUUCGGGCGCUGCAGGAGAACAUGCUGGAUGUCCAGGGGAGGCUGCAGAGCCUGGAAAAUAAGCCCCAGCCUGCUGAGCAGAGGCCCACGCCCAGGGCUCGGCCUUGGCCCCUCAGGCUCUCAGCUCCCACGCUGCUCUUCCUCCUCCUGUGGCCCUUCGUUGUCCAGUGGCUGUUCCGGCAGUUUCGGAUCCAGAAGAGGUGACUCUCCAGGAAGGGGCCUCUAGUCACCGAGGAGGCUCUGAGCGCUUGUCCUGCUGUGCCCUGUCUUCCACGUUCUAGGAGAACACCAUUAGCAAUCCCCUCCCACUCGCAUUUGCCUUGGCACCCCCUUACCCAGUAGGGGUCCGAUAAGACCCCACCCUUCCCAGCAGGUCACACUAGACGCCCCUCCCACCCACCCCACGCCGUCCUGGAAGGCUGCAGUUGCGGUGCCCGUCCCCACAUUUUGGGGUGGCUGUGAGCUGGGCGGCGCUGCCAGGGCCCAGCCCCUCCGGCCCCACCCUCUGGUCACUUGACUCCCGGCUUCUCCCAGAGGAGGCUCGGCUCCUGGCAAGUUGGGACUUGGGCCGGGGCCUGGAAGGCGGAGAGGCGGGAGGGUGGAGGAGUGCGCAGGCCCGGGAGGGCGCGGACGCGGGCCUCGCUUGCUUCCCGACACACGCGGCUCAGGACGUCCGCGCUGAAGAUUCUUUUACGUAUGAGUGUUUCACUAAAUAAAAUAAAACUCAAUCCUCUGC
Molecule: messenger RNA, 1764 nt
Organism: Sciurus carolinensis (gray squirrel)
Lineage: Eukaryota; Metazoa; Chordata; Mammalia; Rodentia; Sciuridae
Gene: Acbd4
Product: acyl-CoA binding domain containing 4
Exons: 10
Coding region: 321-1232 (303 amino acids)
Biological process (GO): fatty acid metabolic process
Molecular function (GO): fatty-acyl-CoA binding
Source: RefSeq, a predicted model, not a curated record